Messenger RNA from Paramacrobiotus metropolitanus, 3899 nucleotides. RefSeq names its product mucin-2-like. Gene Ontology annotation, biological process: proteolysis. The transcript has 12 exons. Lineage: Eukaryota; Metazoa; Tardigrada; Eutardigrada; Parachela; Macrobiotidae. Gene Ontology annotation, molecular function: zinc ion binding; metalloendopeptidase activity. Bases 87 to 3590 code for a protein of 1167 amino acids. The record is from RefSeq and is a predicted model, not a curated record.
UGUAUUCAGUAUUAUGAUUUGUUGAGGAGCGAAAAUACAGCGCUGCUGCUCGUAGUUCACUACGCACAUAUUUGAGUUCAUUGAAAAUGAAGAAAAUGAACUUUUAUGAAUGUGUUAUCACUACGUUUCUUUCCUUUUCUAUCUUUGUUAAGGUCAACGGAUUGUAUAACGUUGAUAUGCAGAUGACAAAAUGGGCAAAAAACGAAAUUCCUUUUUACAUCGACAAAGGAUAUGAUGCUGAGCAAAUCAAGCUCAUCCGACUGGCGAUGGUGAGAGUUAUGUCGGAGGUGGAUAUGUGCGUUAACUUUGUUGAGGUGCCUGCAAAUUCCCCGAAAUAUAAAAUCCGGAUAACCCCAUUCAGCUCGGAUGCUAACAUACGGCCGCAAAUCGCAAAGUAUUGCCGUUCUUAUGCCGGAAAGGUCAUAGCUAACGAACGCAAAAACAAAAUGGAACAGGACAUGGUGCUCUCAUACGGUCCGGGAGGAUGCUUCGACGGGACUCUGCACUCACUGAUGAAGUUUUUUGCUAUCGCGCUUGGCAAACGGAACGAGCACCAAGGGAAACUGCGCGACCGCUUUCUGCAGACGAUCCAGAAUAACAUUGUGCCCGAAAUGCUUUCUGCCUACCGUGUGUACACAGACGACGAAGCUGGCACCAGUCACAGUUGCCAAUACGACUACUGUAGUAUUACCCACAAUCAGCCAUCCGACUUCGCGAAACCUGGUACCAAUGCUUUCACUGUUCCAUAUCCUCCAUUUUAUAUUCCCAAAUUAGAUCAGCUUUCGGCCUGUGAUUGCAUCGAAAUUAAAUGGAUGUAUGGAUGUGAUUAUAACAGCUGCCGCAAUUUUGAUUGCGCCACUGUGACGACUACUACCGCACCAUCGAACAUAUCCACCGUAGCAACUACGGUUUCAUCGGAUACUUCAGGUGGCCCCACAAUCUGCUUCUCUACACCAUCGGUAACAAGUGACACAACCAUGACCUUUACCACAACCUUGCCGUCGACGACGUCAUCGCCCACAACACCGAGCUCUGCUGGUUCUCUUCCUUGCACGACGGUUGCUGUUCCAACUGGCACCACCCCUCCACCACCCCCACCAAACGGAGCUGCUGAAUCAGAUUUCUUCGGGAUGCCGGACGCUCGGUCCCGAUCGUUCACGGGAAUGAAUCACUUGCGAACUAUUAAUGCCGACCGGGAUUUCGUGAAAUGGGCGGAUAACACUAUUCGUUAUUAUCUGGAUCCUUCCUACAGUCCUACACAACAAGCGAAGAUAAGAGACGCAAUUUCCAGAGUUAUGGGUGACUUGAACGGAUUUAUUCGAUUUAUCGAGGUGUCGCCGGCUGAUCCAUCGUACAAAUUGAAAAUUACUCCAACGGAAUAUCCUGGCAUACAAAACAAUGGAGGAUGUCGGACAUUCCCGGGAGUUUACUACCCGUUUGUGGCAUCCAAUCAAAAAGAACAGCGACUGAUUUUAACUUCCGGAGGGAAUGGGUGUUUAGAGGGAAAUAUUGGCAAGGUCAUGAAGUUUUUCGUUAUUGUGCUUGGUAGAAGGAAUGAGCAUCAACGUCCGGAUCGCGAUGAUUUUAUACAAGUCGAUUUUACCAAGAUUCAGCCAGAAUGGCGGCAAGCAUACGAAAAAUACACAAGUGGUGUGAAUGUGACGCUGUUGCGGUACCCUUAUGAUUAUUGCUCUAUUACUCAUAACGAAAUGACAGCAUAUGCCGUAGCCGGAAACAAUGCUUUCACAAUUAAAAGCAACCAGAUCAGCAGAAUUCCCAGAAUGGACCGGUUGAGCGAAUACGACUGCAAAAUUAUCUGCCUGGUUUACGGAUGCCCGACAACCUCCUGCGGAACCUUUACCUGUACGGAUAACGGUAUAAAUGGACAGUCUCCGGUCCCGGGCGUUCCCACUGGUCAGACAGCACUUCCGGUCACCGUUAGCAAUAACGGUACGAUGACGACGGUGUGUUAUACACUACCGCCCUCGUUAUCGGAUUCCACGUUCACGGCUACUACGUUGAUUCCGUCGACUGUUGCGUCCACUGCUAGCACCGCUCUGGCUAUCACAACCUGUCCUCCCAGUGGCCCGACUACUGUAUCUCCAGCCGGCUUUGAUUCGUCGACUCCGUCAGCAUCUUCUAGCACUUUCGUGAGUUCAUCUACAUUCACCUCUCCAAUUACCGGAACCGAAUCGAGCAGCACAGGUUCUAGUGCAAGUUCAAGCAGCCCAUCGACACAACUCUCUUCAGGAAGCAGUAGCGACCCGACUACCCCAACCGGCAGUGCAUCGCCAAGCUCUGCAAGCGGUACUACCGGAACUUUCGAUACCACUGUAUCCUCCACCGCGACGCCGGCUUCGAGCACAGACAGCGGCAGCACAGUACCUUCCGAUGCGACCACAGCAUCGACUGCUUCCACUGGAGCUACAAAUCCCGAUGGAAGUACCGUUUCAUCCUCUUCUCCAUCGGACUCGACAGCUGCUACCGGCGCCUCAUCGGCCAGCGACAGCAGUUCGGCUGCGACCAGCAGUGCGACUGAUACCACUUCCGGUACACCGGCAUCCACUGCAAACGGUGAAAGUUCGGCUAGCACAUCGGCUUCAUCGUCUGAUUCGAGCACUGUCGCUGAUAGUAGCAGUACUGCGGUGUCUGCGUCCAGCGCAGACUCCACUGUCUCGAGUGCUGCUACCAAUGCUGUGAGUGAUACCAGUGCAACGUCAUCUCCCGUCUCUACCGGAAGUUCGCCCAAUAGUGACGCAACGACGGCCUUGGCAAAUCCCAGCCAGUCUACAAAUCUCCGAACUACCACCAGGAAGAUGUCCAUUGGUCAGUUACAAAAUAUCUUACAGCACAUGGCCGAUGAGAUCAUCAAGCAGCUAUCCGCCAAACCAACCAGUGGGACCGGUGCUACACCAGCUCCCGGCACCGGUACAACGCCGAAUUUUGGUCCGAUGCAGAAUAUGUUACAACAGAUCGCAGAUAAUCUUAUGUCCAAAAUGACCGUGACCUUCCCCACGUCGACAACGCCGAUGACUGCAGAAACGACAGCGGGUACAAGUUCGGCUGGAGUGACCGCUGGUAUUACAAGUGCAGCGGCAACGUCAAGCCCGCUAGUUUCAACUACGGGCUCCACCGACACCACAGCGAAAAGCACACAAAAACCGUUACCGUUGGCUGAUAUUCAGCAACAACUAGAAAACUUCGCCAAUCAACUGAAUGAUCAGUUAUCCACCACGGAUCGUCCCGGAGCUACGAAAGGCCCCACCCAGCCCACCACCACGGGCGGCAGUAGUAAAUCCCCCAUGGGGCAGUUGGAAGACGCGCUAAACCAGUUAGCGCAACAGCUAGGCCAGCUGACCAAGAAGCCGGAUCCGUCGGGUUCGACCAAGCCGCCUAAAUCCACGUCGCCCAACCCACAAGCCCAGCAUAUGGAAAAUAUCCUGCAGAAUCUAAUUGAUCAGUUGACUGGUCAACUGUCGACGCCGGGUAAAAAGACCACUACGAAGAAGCCGACAACCACCACCGAGACCCGUUCUGCAGACGAUUAUCCCAUCGACCCUAAUGCACCUCCUCCGCCAGAAGAGUGGUGAAAUAGGUUAACUCACCAGUCAGAAAGAUAUGAGAAUUACUUUUUAAGCUGUUUGAUUGUUUUAAAUGCAAAAUUUCAUUGUUAGGAGUCCUAAUUAUCUGUGUUCAAAUAUUUACGUAAUACGCAUAGCCCUCCUUUAACGGUAAUUAUUGGUAACGUGUUAGCUGUCUAGGAAAAUAACAAAUCUUUUUAUACUAGUAAUAUAUCGACUCUCGGCCAAUUAUGCAUGGUAGAAUAUGUACAGAAAUUAUUAUUAUUCGUACAGUGCCAGUGCAGAUGUGAGAAGUUUUCAUAUUUACGGCAAAGUUAU